This is a messenger RNA of Macrosiphum euphorbiae (potato aphid), 864 nucleotides long. NCBI's taxonomy places the organism in Eukaryota, Metazoa, Arthropoda, Insecta, Hemiptera, Aphididae. The record is from the annotation of a GenBank genome assembly.
AUGACUGAUUUUGAACCAGCACUUAGAGAUGCAUUAUCUUCUAGUGUAGGUGUUGAAGGGACACGUGUCUUAGGGUGUUGGUUCCAUCAUAAUCAGGCAGUAUGGAAAAAAAUGAAAUCAUUAAAUUAUUUAGAAACCGUUAAUUCAAAUACAUAUGCUUUGAAGACUUUAAAAAUUCUAAUGUGUUUGCCAUUAUUACCCAGUGCAGAAAUUGAACAAGGUUUUCUACUGACUAAAACAUAUGCUAUCCACCACAACGUUCCAUUAACUAACCUGUUUGAAUAUUACCAAAAUUACUGGAUACGACGUGUCGGAGUUAACAUCAUAUCCGUAAAUGGUGUCUCAAGAAGGACAAAUAACAACUUGGAGAGCUUUCAUAACUUUUUGAGACACAAGUUUUCCAUUGCACAUCCAAAUUUAUGUGUCUUUCUUGGUCAAAUAUGUGUGUUGAGCCAAAAGUUGAUAAAAAGAGCUGUUGAACAUCAUGAAGCAGGUCUAUUAAGUGUAUGGCAAUUUCUAGUGAAAUGUUCAUACUCAUGUGCUGGCUAUGAAAGAAGGCAAAGACAUUGGGCACUUGGUAUUGAACAUGAUCAUGAGUCAAAUUAUGAUGUUUUGGAAGACGACUUUGUUGAACCAGGUCCAGAAGUACCACAAAAUGCACCAGAAGUAGUACACAAUCCAAGGAAUUGUAUGGUUUGUUUAACUACUACUCCUGGUGAAAAUGUAGCUCAACAUAUAGUGUUGCCUUGUGGUCACGCCUGGGUGUGCGAAACAUGCGUUUCAGUGUUGGAUGGUCAAUAUCGUAGAACGUGCCCAGUUUGUCGAGGAGAUGUACUUCGUUUUCAAAGAAUGUUUUUGUCUUAA